GAGCUCAGUGAAGUAGCGGCGUCGCUCUAGAUCGCUGCACAGAAACAUGGCGGAGACCGUUCGCUCACAGUUUGACCGCCGGGAGCCUCUGGCGCUGGACAGGGACCGAGACGGUGAGGCCAGCAAGCAGCCUGCUCCUCGGGGACGUGGUUGCAGUAGGAAAAGAAAGGGAACACCAGUUAAAGUGUGCGAUAGAGUCUUUGCCCCAGAAGAUGAUGAGGAGAACACAGAGCACAAUUACGCACCAGGUAAUGGUCAGGAAAAAACAGAGCACAAACAAAGAUCUGGUCUGUACAGCACGGCUGAAUCUGCUCAAACCUGUGCUACUGAGACAGGGGAACAGAGCUCUAGCAGUGGGAGGGGAGGCGGUCUCUACCCGCCGCCCAACUGCCGAAUCCGGGAAGUACACUGUGGCAAUCAGGUGCGGCUGGUUGUCGUUGCCAUUCGUGACAUCACCAAAGGCGAGGAGAUCACUGUCGACUAUAAUCCAAGCGAGUGGGGGGAAAACGCCAUGACAAGGGGUUUAACUGGCUCUGGUUCUGGUGCAGCCAGAGAGCCACCUCCUGAUCAUGACAAGAAUGUUAAGAAGGAGGAGGAGUCUGGGUCUGGUCAUGUAUCGGAUUAUGUCACUCCAUCCUGGUCUCUUUCUCCUAAAUCCUCUCAGCUCUCUCAUUCUGAGCUCAGCGAUUCAGAUGAUGCAGAACCACGCAGCCGGAACCCUCGUCGUCGCAAAAAGCAUCGCAAACUGUCCUCUUCAGCUGCGGCUAACAAUAAUACAAACUCUAAUGAUAAGAAGAAACAGCCUCAUCCCCCACCUCACCGGCCUCCAGGUCGACCGCCAUCGCAGCCCUUGCCCCACUCCCUGCCCUCAUGUCCCCCUCAGCCUCCUGCACCCUCCAGGCCUGUGUUUAAAAGCCCUGCCCCUGCUGGGGUUGGAGGCAGCUCUAUUAAUGUCAGCGCCGGUAGGGGUAUGAGCCCUGUGAUGCAGAAGCAGUGUUGCGUAUACUGUGGUCGCCAUUACCGCUCUGUCCAGCGCCAUCUAGACAAACACCAUGCUCACCAGCCAGAUGUACGUGCAGCCAUGUUGAAAUCACAAGGUUCUGCCCACCUGCCUCAUCUACAUGCUUCUCUGCCUUCAUCCUCCUCCUCCUCUGCCUCAGGGCACAGAGAAACUAUCGUUAUUCCUACACAACAGUCUCCGCCCCCUCCUCCUCUUCCUCAUUCUUCUUCUGUUUCUCCAACUAGAAAGAGCCCUGUUCUCAAUAGCCCUGCCCAUCGCAAAAGCCCUGCCCCUCCUCCACCCACUACACCACCCAGAAAGUUCGGAGGUGUUCCUGUGUCAGUGCUGAAGAGAAGCCCACCCACUCCGGUGACUCCUCCCAGAAAAGCAGGACGCAAAAAGAAAGAGAAAGAAGAUUUGGAUAUAAUGGAAAAGAUGAAAGAGGAAUUUGUCGAAGUGUUAAAACAGGUGGAGGACCCUAAAAUGGAGGAGGAAGAGAACGAGGAAGAAGGAGAGGAAGAUGAUGACAGCAGUGCAGAGGAUAAGAGUGACCUUUCCAGUUCUCGCCGUCCUCACAUGCUCCCCCUGCUCUCGUCUCUCUCCUCCCUUGUGUUGUACCUGCGGCGUCUCCAGCACUCAGCCUUCAUCUCUCUGUCACGUUCCCCGCAGUCAGCUGAAGCAUGGCGUCUGCUGUGUCACUCUAGCUUGGCGCUUCUUAUCCUCUACAAUCGUCGCCGCGAGUGUGAGGUCUCCAAACUCACCAUCUCCGAGUACCAGACUCGGGUGACUCCUCAGUCCUAUGCCCCGUUGCCUUCCAAUGCUCUUACACCUCUUGAAGCCUCGCUUUCUCCUUUUGAGAGGCUCGUCCUGCCCCACCUUCCUCGAGUGGGCGUCCAGGGAAAACGAGGACGAGUACAGCCCCUGAUUCUGCCCCCUCACUCCGAACAUUGCUUAGAGCUUCUUUUACAAACUAGGGCAGGAGUUGGGGUUGAUCCCCAGAACCCCUAUGUCUUUGCCCGGCCAUACCAUUCUCCCGCCACACCUCUGAGAGGUACAGAUUUGCUAAGAAAUUUGGCUAAGUCCAGUGGAACGCGCCACCCGAGGGCACUCACACAAACACGCGUUCGUAGACAAGUCGCAAUUCUUACCCAGUUACUGAUGCUAAGUGAGGGUGAAGAGGAGGGACAGCAUGGAGCCGCACAGCAGAGGUUAGAGAACUUUCUCCAGAAGGAGUACCAUGUGACCCAAAGCUGUGUUACUAUUGGCCAGGACCCAGGGCUCAUGGGCCUGAUCGGCCGUGUGGUACUGUGUGGGGAAAGAGAUGGCGUACUCUUUCGAGGAAUGAGUCUUCAUCAUAUCUGUUUAGAGCUGGAUGUGAUGUCGGGGAAUUCUGCAGAUUCGUUGUCAGAAGAAUCAGAUGGAGAGCAAGAGAAGGAAAAGAGUGAUUCCCCAACCAUCAUGGUUAAAAAGUCCUCCAGCAGUAUCAAACCCCCUCGGCUCAAGAAGAUGAGCUCCUCUCCCUUCUCUCCCAACCGCAAGAGGGGCUCAGGACAGCCCAAGCCAGGUAAGCGUGGCGUUCUGAAGCGUCCGUGGUCUGAGGCGGAGCGGGCUGCGGUGGAGUCGCACCUGGUGCGGAACAUCAUGGAGCUGCGUGUCCCCGCUAAAGCAGACUGCGAGCGCUGCCUGGAGCAGUGUCCGCUCCUGGUCACUAACCGGAGAGACUGGAGAGCCAUCAAGUUCUACUGCCACAACCGCAUCCAACUGCUGAAGAAAACACAGCAGAGACAGAGCCCACCCACCCUGUCCGUUUGCUGAGGCGGCCAAUCACAAAGCCUGCUAGGGAAAGGUAGGAGGGGUCAGAGGUAGAGAGAGGAGAUGAGGAGUUUCUAAACCAGACUAAAGCUGUACAGAUAUGAAGGUGGACCCUGUGUGUGUGUGUGUGUGUGUGUGUGUGUGUGUGUGUGUGUGUGUGUGUGUGUGUGCGUACAAUCACCAGACAUUUUUAGUUAGGAAGGCUAAAAGACUUGAAAUGUCAGCAACUCUGCACAUUGAUGAAGAUAUACCAUAGACGUUUUAUUACUGUUAUUCUGAUGAGUUUGUUUUCAUUCUCUUGUUAAUUUAUGACGACUUGGGGAAAAAUGUAUCCUGACAAUAUUGUGAUAUUUUUGAACAUCAUGAUACAUGUGUGCCACAAUAUUUAAUUUUGAAACUGAAAUACAUUGUUGUAUACAUGUUCUGUUUAAAAGUUAGAAAAAUAUUUAUAUAACAUUAAUCAACUGUAUCAUAAUGUUCAUAUAUCACAGUAUCAGUAUUCCAUGACCCUAUUGCCCAGCUCUACUAUACACACACACAAAACAACACUAAUUGUCUCUAAUUGUCCCCAAAGAGGGCUUGUACUCUUUAUUUAACGAGCCUUGAAGUUUCUGUGGUGCUUCCUCGUGAGCGACUCCUGAAAAAAAAAAAUACAUUAUGCUUUAGGAGGAAAGUGUCAUGUGAUGUUUAGCAUCUAGUCACACUUUUGCUGUCUUUAACAGAUCAUUAUAGCUUUUUUGUUUUCACAAAAACAGUGUCUUAAAGUAAAAGAAAAGUCAGGUUUGCACAUUUCCUUCUUUACAUUUUUGACCUUUUUGAGAAAAAAAGACCCAUGCCUGAAAAAAGUAAGGUGAAAAAAAAGGUGAAGGAUAAAACCCUCAUCUAAUAUCAUUAAUUAUACAUUUAAUUUCCCUUCUUAAUUCUGUCACAAUUCAGAAAUGUCUUUGCAAUCUUGAAACUGAAAGCACAGAACAUCAGCUCAGAUGUUUAGAGUAAUCAAUUGUUAUGAUUCUAGAACACAACAGAGCCAGUUUUUUGUUUUCUCCCAGUAGUGUCAAGAUUUAAACGCGAUGUUUGGAACGUUUAGAAUUUGUUUCUAGUUCUAGACCUUAUAGACCAAUAGGAUAAAACAUCAGGUAAGAUCAUUUAGAAAUUUAGAAUGUUUGGAAUCUAUAUCAGAAGUCGGUACAGGCUCUGGAUUGAUAGCACAUUAAUUUUAACUGGGCAGCUAGAAUGGGGUUCUACCCCAUUAGCUCAGCCCUUCUGAUAGGACAGAAAAUCACCCUCAUAGGUUUUUAAUGUUAGAGAGUUGAGCAGAAGUCAUACAUGUUCUUGGAUGGUAGGGAAAAAAAAUUAAACAGUAUGGUAAGAACAGAGUUAGUUUUCAGCAUGUUGUUUCAGCUAAGAAUUUUUAUUGUUUAGAAUAGAGUUAAUUUAAAUAUAGUGUUUGGAACGGUGUUUGUUCUACUUCUAGAACAUUGUUUCAGGACAGAGUUUAGAAACGUAGGUCACGCUUCUGACAGGACAGAGCAUUAGCACAUACCUUUUAGAAUGUUCUAGAACAGUGGCAGGAGAUUGUUGGUUCUAGAUUUAGAACAGUAGCUCAAACAGAACAUUUACAGCAUUGUUGUAUCCAGUUCUAGAACAAUAGCUGGGACAUUUUAAUAAGGCUUUUAGAGCAGGAUGUUUGAAAUGGUGUUGCCUCUAACCCAGCUUAGUAACAAUGUCCAUUUUGGUUUUAGACCAAAAGCUGAGAUAUUUUAACAAGGUGUUCAUUUUAAACUUGUCUUGGUUUCUGUCUUGGUCUUGGUUCUGGACAGAAGAGAAUAUUUAGAGCAGGGACUGGGUAGAUAUGUGGUCCUAGAGAAGGGGUUCAGAUUUUAUAACUGUUAUAAAGAUGUUUAGAGAGGGUUCUGGCUCUAAAGCAGUCUAACAGAUGUUUUUUAAGUGGCGCCGAUUCUAGACUAGUAGGUUGGUUAUUUCCGACUGAAUGUGUGAAGUGGGUUCUUGCUCUGAAAUAGUGGCUCAGAUAUGUUAACAGGAUAUUUGAUUCUAGAACAGCAGCUUGGAUAUUUUAUCCGAAUGAUUAGAGCAGGGUCUGGUUCUAGAUCAGUAGCUGAGACAUUGUAACAGAGCGUUAAGAGCGGGUUUUCGGUUAUGUAGAUGCGUUUAAUUGUUGCUUAACGAGGUUGAUUUAAUGAGCUUUACUUGUGUGUGUAUGUGUGGGUGUAUGUGUGUGUGAUCUGUUUCUACUCUUCAGACUUUUUUAUAUGAAACACGUAACCACACUUAACACCUCAGUUUACACUUAAAUUAUUUAACAGUGGAUAUUAUUUGUGUAGUGUCUAAUCUGUAGUUAGUUUUCCACUCACCAUGUACAUACAGAUUUAUAUAAAAAUAUACAUUACACUGUCCUUAUUAUUAAUGAUUAUUAAUAUUAUUAAUAUGACCCACAUUACUGGUGUUUUUGUCUUUAUUGUUCCUGCUGUUAUUUCUACUUGCUUGUUUUUUUUUCAUCCUGUAAAUAUUGUAUGUAAAUAUAUAUGUAUAUAAAUAUGAGGAACAAAACAUGAAAGAACACAUGAAUGUAAAUACAUGAACUGUUUGGUGUUUUUUUUUAACUGGUCUGAAGUGACGAAUAAAACAUUUUCAUUUGUAA
Messenger RNA from Clarias gariepinus (North African catfish), 5471 nucleotides. RefSeq lists its product as uncharacterized. The transcript has 9 exons. NCBI's taxonomy places the organism in Eukaryota, Metazoa, Chordata, Actinopteri, Siluriformes, Clariidae. The record is from RefSeq and is a predicted model, not a curated record. The coding region runs from base 47 to 2815 and encodes 922 amino acids. Gene Ontology annotation, molecular function: protein binding.